GCACCUAGCCCUAGCUACCUCCAUGCCUGGUCACUCACACAUCCGAUUCUAGCUCAUCGAUGACACGUCGAUGGUCAAUCGGUGCGUUACAAAUACCGGUUUGUGGUGUGAGUGAGCCGAUCCGUUCCGUUAUGUAUCGCCCAUGUGGGCGCAGUCCGGGGGCGUCGUGAUUUGGGACACCGGGGGAUCGGACACUCGGAUCCACAGCCACACAUGUAGCGGUGUUCCGGACUGCGACUACCUGGGAGACGCAUUACCCCUGAUGGCUGCUAGGACAGCCGACACUCACCCGUUGUAGGAACGUCGCUGAACGGUGAACGCUCAUCCAGGGACUGCAUCAACAACGCAGGACGACUAUCGCGCUUUUGAUUCUGGAUAAACCCUCACCAUGGCCUCGACCAUGCAGCUGCUCAAGACCGUGAACGAAAUGGCCGGAGCCCUGGAUUCGGGGGAGUGCAGGACCAUGCUGUACCUCUGUGGACACCUCGAUCUGGACAGUAACGAAGAGGGCCUUGGAGAGUUCCUGAGGUCGGGGGUCAUUCAGGGGCAGAUGAAUGACCUGUUUCUGGUCGAACUAUUGUUUGAGGUAAAACGCUUUGACAUUCUGUGGAAGUUGUUCAGCACCAAAGCUCAUGACGUCGAGAGCGCCCUGGGGAACAGGCAUGUGUUGUCCCGAUACAGGGUGCUGAUGGUGAACAUAAAUGAGAAUAUAACAAAUGGAGAUAUAAAAAACUUAAUAUUCUUAUUAAGUAGAACGGUACCAAGAGAAAAAAUUGACAAAGUUAAGUAUUUCCUGGAUGUGGUGGUUGAACUGGAGAAACUGGAUAAAUGUUCCCCUGAACACUUGGACUUCAUUGAAAAGUGUCUGAGAAAUAUUGACAGGAUUGAUCUAGCAAAAAAAGUUUGUCUGUAUAAGCAAUCAGAUGGAGCCCUUCAGAUACAGUCACUCCCUCACCCGACAGCUCCACAGCAGAGUACUGCAGCUCAUUGUCCAACUCAAACUCAUUCUUAUCCUCUCCAACAACUAAACCACACACAGACCUUCCACAAUGCUCCACAAAUCUCCACAGUACCGGUGUCAACGCCAGUCAGCCAGGAGAGUGUGAUCGAGGAGUACAGUCUGAAAGCGGAGCAGAGAGGAUUCUGUCUCAUCAUCGACUGCGUUGGAGCUGACGGAGAGAGGUUGGAGCAAGCAUUCAGAGAGCUCCAUUUCCGGGUGGAGCUCCACCAGUUGCUGAGCGCCCACACCACGGAAUCCCUUCUGAGGGAGGUGUCCCUGCGGGUGGGGGCGCAGCAUUGCGCUGACGCCUUCGUCUGCUGCAUCAUCAGCCGGGGGACCUCCACCCGCCUGCUGGCCACGGACCCCGCCCAGCGAGGCGCUGGCCUGGACCUGGACCUCGUCCGACACCUGUUCUCAGGGAAUAACUGCCCCAUGCUUGCUGGCAAACCCAAGCUGUUCUUCAUCCAGAGGUACGGCAUCCAGCAGCCCUCGGUCCCGCAACCCGAGGCCUGCCCCGGCGGCGCGCCCACUCACCAGGACUCGGACCUGGAGACAGACGGGGUGGCGUGUAGCAGGGGGCCGGCGGUCCCAACGGACGCGGACGUGUUCUGGAGCCACUGCUGGACCAGCGAGUGUCAGUUGGAGCAGGGGAACCACCGUUCGGUCUACCUGGAGGCACUCACUGACGGCCUGCUCAGGGGGAGGAGGAGGAAAACCAAUCUGGUUGAUAUUCACACUGAACUGAAUGGGCUGAUCUACGAUCACAACAAGAGGAAUCCUGCAGCCAGAUACGACAUUGAUCUGAAACACACACUCAGAAGGCAUCUCUGCUUGACAUAAGUCAUGUUUCUUCAUCAUUAAUUAGAUGCCCAUGAUGGGCCAAGAUCUUAGUUAAACCUGCAUUAGAAUGCAGAGGCUGCCCUCUAGUGGUGCUUAUCGUACUCACACUUAUACAUGGAUUAUAUCCUAACAAUAAUUGUGCAUUAUUAUGGCUGGGCUUUCAUUGAUUAUUGAAUAAACGUCUAAUAGGUAAUAUAUUAAACAAGAGGAAUAGUAAGCAUAAUGAUCUUAACGCAAUAAACCACUUAUUUUGUAUGAUGUUAUUUAUUAUUCUACUAAUGCAAUAUCCUAUAUUUUAGAGGCUGCGACUAUCACUCUGAGGCUUGUCACAGUCUCUUUGUCUGUUGGCUCGUACUAAAAUAAAGCUUAUGUCAUGAUACUGCAGUGUGUGCUCAUGUCAAUGACUUUACCCUGUUACUUUCUUUGUGAACCUAACAGAAGUUAGGUUUGGGCUGAGGUAACAUGCAGACAUUGUUGUCUGGAUAAACCUGUACAUUACUUGCCUUGUUGGCUCAAUGAGUAGAUUGUUUGAUGAUGAUUUCACAAUUAGACGAAGGGAAUUAUUAAAAAGUUACCUGCCUCGUUUUGCACACAGAAUUGUCAUGGGCUCAAAGACAAUGGCCCAAUCACAAAGUCAGCCCUGAGGACAAAAGGCGUGUUCACUGUCCUGGUGAUAACGAGACGGCUCGACAGUGAUGACGCUCACAUUUACGCAUGAUCCUGACAGCGAUGUGCAAUGCUUUGGGAAUCUAAAAGUUCUUCAUAGUCAGCAGGGUUUUUUUAUCCGAUAAAUAACAGUCAGAACUAAACAGAACUAUCACUUACUAAACUAGUAAGUGAUAGUAAGCCUAUCACUUACUAUCCUUUUGCUUUUAUUUAUGAGAAGCACAUACAGUAUUGCCACUGUAUGGAAGGCAACACUUGCCCUUAUCUAGAGCUGGUUUACCAGUAUACAACGUUUACAACUGAGCAAAGUCGAUGCCAACAGACGGGUACAACGUCAAUCAGCGAUAGAUAUGAUGGUUGAUUCUUAUCCGGUAGCCCUGGAGUACGGGCUACCAGAGUUCGUGUCCUGGGCGCGUCAAUGGUUUCUUGCCGUCGGCUUAUUUUUGUAAUUUCCUUUAUAUCAGAGAAAUUAGGCCUAACAAUUGACUUUUUAUAUAAUAAAUAUGUCUUACAAUAUCCCUAGAACCCAAAUAUAACUUGCAGAAACCCAUGGUAAAGUUAAAGCUCCUUCCUUAUAAGUG
This is a messenger RNA of Gadus chalcogrammus (walleye pollock), 3087 nucleotides long. RefSeq names its product CASP8 and FADD-like apoptosis regulator. Gene Ontology annotation, biological process: proteolysis; negative regulation of extrinsic apoptotic signaling pathway via death domain receptors. Lineage: Eukaryota; Metazoa; Chordata; Actinopteri; Gadiformes; Gadidae. The transcript is spliced from 10 exons. The record is from RefSeq and is a predicted model, not a curated record. The coding region runs from base 389 to 1840 and encodes 483 amino acids. Gene Ontology annotation, molecular function: protein binding; cysteine-type endopeptidase activity.